AUGACCGAUCAGAAAAAUCCCGUCCACGUUCUCAUUGUAGGGUCAGGUAUUGUCGGCCUGCUCAUUGCCCAGGGGCUGAAAAAGAUUGGCAUCUCCUUUGCCAUCUUUGAGUCUGAAGUCUCUGCCACGGCCUACCGACCGCGAGAAUGGGGCAUGUCAGUACAAUGGGGCCUGCCGAUGCUGGCCGACUGCCUAACCCAAGACCUGUUCGAUCGAGUCUACACCGCCGCGGUCGACCCUAACUUUGUGCCCCCUGAUCCCGGUCAUCUCCCUGCCAUCAACGGCCAGACCGGUGAAGUGAUGAAGAACAUCCCUCUGCUGCGUAUGUAUCGCGUUUCCCGCCGGCGCUUCAGGAAAUUGUGCUCGGAGGGUAUAGACGUCCAGUAUAAUAAAAAGCUCGUCGAUAUCACCUACGACGAUGACAACGCUACGGUGACCGCUGUUUUUGAGGACGGAACGGAAGCGACAGGGACCACGCUGAUUGGAGCUGACGGGGCCCAAUCCCAAGUCAGAAAUAUCCUAUUCGGAGAAGAAGGCCAGCCCUGCAGCGUCCCUUAUUCCGCUGUCAAUCUGCAUGUCUGUUAUAAUGAUGCCGAGAAGGCCAAAUUCGUCCGCCAGGCUCAUCCCAUCAUGGCCAUGGGCAUGCAUCCAAAUGGGUAUUGGCAAUGGAUUUCGAUACAAGAUGUACCAGAUCCUGAUGAUCCGGCGACCUGGGUUUUCCAGUUACAAACCACAUGGCACAAGAAAGAAGGUGAAGAGGUGGCUUCCCUGGCCAACUUGAAGGCCAAGGCUGAAACCAUGGGUGAGCCCUUCCGGUCCGCCAACCUGUGGAUUCCGGAAGGAACCAAAAUCCACAGCAACAAUCUGUCAUAUUGGAUUCCCCGGCCUUGGGACACGCGUAGGGGCAGGAUCCUCCUUGCCGGAGACGCUGGCCACCCCAUGACUUUCCAGCGUGGCCAAGGGUUGAACCACGGCAUAGCGGACGCCCGGAGUCUCGUUCUCAAGUACAAGGAUGCCCUGGCCGGAGUGACGACCUUUGAAGAAGCUGCGGCCGCAUAUCAAGCCGAGUUGAUAGACCGCGCAGGCGAGGAGGUUCGCUUGUCUAAGGAGAACACGGAAAUGCUCCAUGAUUGGGAGCGUAUGGCGAAGUCGCCCAUCAUGCAGCGUGGGGGUCAUCCAAGGGGAGAAGAACCAGACGCGAAGGCUAGUACGGAGUGA
This is a messenger RNA of Fonsecaea erecta, 1218 nucleotides long. RefSeq lists its product as hypothetical. The transcript has 5 exons. NCBI's taxonomy places the organism in Eukaryota, Fungi, Ascomycota, Eurotiomycetes, Chaetothyriales, Herpotrichiellaceae. Bases 1 to 1218 code for a protein of 405 amino acids. Gene Ontology annotation, molecular function: FAD binding. The record is from RefSeq and is a predicted model, not a curated record.